AAAAAUGUGCUGUCAACAAGAUUAAAAACUGUUUGAAACCAUUAGUAGUUUGUGCGUACUUCACAUUUUCAAAAUAACGUAAUAUGUUGUUUUGCAAUCUAUGGUGCUGAUUUUAUAUAGAAUUAUGUCAUCUCUCGCCCUAAAUAAGUUGAAAAAGAAAACACCAGUAGAAAAAGUGGAUAGACCAAGAAAGAAAAUCGACCGAUUUGAUGGAUUGACAGAAGAAGAGGUGCAAAAAUAUACUUUGCCAGAUUACCUUGAAAUGAAUUUAGAUAUAGUUUUUGUUGGAAUAAAUCCAAGUUUAAUGUCAGCCCAUCGUGGUAGAUAUUAUGCAAGUCCAGGUAAUCAUUUUUACAAACUUUUGCACGAAUCAGGAUUAACAUCUCGACGUUUAUGUUAUGAGGAAGAUUACAAACUUCCUCAGUAUGGGAUUGGUUUGACAAAUAUUGUUACAAGAGCCACAAAGUCGUCUGCUGAUUUAAAAUAUGCAGAAAUCAAAGAAGGUUCUAAAAUUAUUGAAGAAAAACUGAAAAUUUACAAACCAAAGAUUGCUGUUUUUAAUGGCAAGUGUAUCUAUGAUGUAUUUGCUCAUAAAACAGGUAAUUUUAACUUUGGAUUACAACCAGAACAUGUUGGGGAAACUGCAAUUUGGGUCACCCCAUCAAGCAGUGCUCGUUGUGCAAAUUUUCCAAAAAUGACAGAUAAAUUACACUUCUUUACUUCUUUAAAAAAAUAUUUACAAUUCUUAAAGGGAGAUAUCAAAGACAUUGACAUGAAAGAGUUAUUGUUUGAAGGAAAAUGCAAACAAUUUAUUCCAAGAACUUCUAAAAUGUGGAGAAGAAAAAAUGUAUCUGCAUUUUCACAUGGAGGAAGAGUUGCCAAUAAAGAUACUAUGUAUCUAAACACAUCAGAUGAAUAUGUGACAACAGUUCAUAGUACAGAAUUCAUUGUAAAGAAGCUACAAGAUAAAAAUGGUAAAACUAAAGAAAUAUGUGACAUAAAUGAAUCUGAAUCAUUGAAAAAUUCUGAAACAUGUAUUUCACAAGAUGUAUCAUUACAAGAAAAACAUUCACAACUUGUAGGUAGUAUAAAAAGUAAUACAAAUAUAACAAACACUAAUAAUUUAGAAAAAUGUCUAAAAUCUGAUGCAGUGAUACCUAAAAUUCAAACAGAUAAUUAA
Molecule: messenger RNA, 1180 nt
Organism: Habropoda laboriosa
Lineage: Eukaryota; Metazoa; Arthropoda; Insecta; Hymenoptera; Apidae
Product: G/T mismatch-specific thymine DNA glycosylase-like
Exons: 2
Coding region: 101-1180 (359 amino acids)
Biological process (GO): base-excision repair, AP site formation
Cellular component (GO): nucleus
Molecular function (GO): mismatch base pair DNA N-glycosylase activity
Source: RefSeq, a predicted model, not a curated record